This is a messenger RNA of Theobroma umbraticum, 984 nucleotides long. RefSeq names its product putative F-box protein At5g55150. The record is from RefSeq and is a predicted model, not a curated record. Lineage: Eukaryota; Viridiplantae; Streptophyta; Magnoliopsida; Malvales; Malvaceae.
AUGUCGAUGAAAGAAGAAUUAACAGAGGGGGAGAGUUCUUCAAAUUGGGCUAAUAUUGUAGGCGAUGUUUUAAGAUGCAUUGCAGAUAAGACUCACUCAGUUCAAGAUGGUAUUCGAAUGGGUACAGUCUGUCGAUCUUGGCAAGCUUCACUCAAGGAUAAAGAAAUCAUCUUCCCUAUUUGUUUGAUGCUUGCACAGAAAGAGGACAAUGACAAACAUUGUUUUUACAAGAUAUCAGCAGAAAUCUUCAUUGAGCUGGAAUUGCCGGAGAUCCGAGGAAGGAAGUGUUGGGGUUCUCCUUUUGGUUGGUUAAUAACCUGUGGGCUUGAUCUCGAAAUUCAAUUGUUUAAUCCUUUAUCAAGAGCCAACCUCGCCCUUCCUCCACUGAAUACCUUCACCCACCAGGAACAUUGGCAAAAUCGGACUUCUGAAGACUUGCGUAAUUAUUUUAUAAAAAAACUCGUGGUAUCCUCAAAUCCUGCUUCUCCAGAUUGUAUUGUUUUCGCAAUUUAUUCUGAAUUUAAUUUACUAGCAUUUGCAAAACCCGGCCAUAAUAAAGCAUGGACUCCUAUUAAUGCUGCCCCUACCCUAAUUGAAGCUACCCGUAGAAUUCGAUUCGAUGACGUCAUUUGUUUCAAUGGUAGUUUCUUUGCUGCUCGAGAUAAUGGUCAGCUUUUUUUAUGUCAAGACUUAGACGCAUCUCAUCCUAAAGCAGUAGAGUUUGCCUCGGCGCCUCCAACAUUCUCUCUAUUUUAUACUAAAUAUCUAGUUGAUAUGGGUGGAAACCUUUGUAUGCUAUCCCGCAGUGUUUAUCAAUAUGGGUUUACAUCCGACGACGAAGAAGGGUUUACUUCUGAUAGCGAAGAAGAGAUAGAAAUUUAUACUUCUGACGAUGACGAAGAAGACUUUUUCACAAGAGAAUUUGAUAUUUUUAAGCUGAAUAUGGAAACAAGGAACUGGGAGAGAAUUCUGUCACUGGUGUGA